AUGCCUGAAAAAGAUGAAGACGUGAGAUAUCCUUGGUCGAGCCAAGCGCUAAUCGACGACUUGAAAACGGACGAGCGUGAAGAGUGGAAUCGACAAAUCCAAGAAUAUCAAGACCGAGGAUGGUGGCAUAAAGAAGAUCGGAAGCCUACUCGAGAGGAGCGACUCCUAGCCGCUACCGUCUUCCCAGUGCGGCAAUGCGAAGCCAAGACCACCAAAAUCCGACCAUGUGUCGAUCUCCGUAAACCAAAUGAGAGAGCACCGACCUUGAGAUCGGCUGGUAUCCGAGCAGUGGGUCCCGCUUCGGUCCCAGAGGCAGUGGCUCGUCUUCGGGCGGCACUGAAACCGAGAAGCAGGAGAGACCUACUAGUGAAGCAAUACGAUCUAGCUAAAGCAUUCUACUCGAUUCGUGUCCUACCUUGUGACGUAGACGGGGAGGAACGGAGGGUAUGGAUUCGCCAUGGGGACCACGAAUGGUUCAGCAGCGAUGCUCUCGUCUUCGGACUAAGCUGUGGACCCUUGGGGCUCAAUUACAGCCAACUGGUCGUACUUAGGAUCUUGGAACGCCUCGAGGCCAAGCAGAGAGGAGACAAGGUUACGUGGAUAUGUGUUAUGGAUGAUUUCCUCGCCAUUGGCGAGCGGGAAAGCAUCCUGAAAGAAGAGAAGAUGAUCGAAACCUUAUGGGGACUAACUGGCUUUACCUGUCCUAGCACCAAACGUAGCACUUGGUCGACGACGGCUCCGACAAGGUGGUUAGGCUGCCACUGGUGCUAUGAUGGCAAGGAGACUCUGAAAAUGGUACGUCCCCGUCCUGAUGCGAUAUUGCCGGAGACCCUUACCAAACGUGCCGUUUAUAGAGCGGCAGGUCAAUUCUUGCAUAUCACCCGUGGAUUCCAAGAAGCUCUCGCGACGGGUCACGCCGAUGCCAUGAGAAGACUGGCAGGGAAGUGGGAUACCUGGGAUGAGGCUCAUGCUUUGUCACAAGGCUCGAGAGAGAUACGGGAUCACCAUGCAUUGGCUCUAAGGAGCUGGGAACGCUGCUCCGAAGAGGAUAGCGCUCUCACUCUUUUCGCCGAAGUCGAACAUGUUAUUGUCGAGGUCGACGCUUCACAGACGGGUCAUGGCUACUACGCGAGAGAUGCAGACUCGGAACCUGAACGCCGAUCAACCAUCAUAGCAGAAGCACGUGCGUUUACUGUCAAUCACGCAGCCUGGCACGUUAACCGUAAGGAGCUGACGGCUAUCGCACAUGCGGUGCGAAGAAUCGACGACUGUUUGGACAACCUACCUAAACUCAAGAGAGUAACAGUAAGGUCGGACUCAAGAGUGGUGACCUUACAGUGCAACCCAUGGGUGAAUAUCGGCACCAAGAGCAUUGAAAGGAAGGCUCUACAACGACUGCGGGAAGCUGUGACAGACAUCGCCUUCGACUGGAAGACCCGUGGUAUCACCAUGAAAGUCGAACAUAUCGCGGGUAAGACCAAUCGCCUUGCUGAUCAACUUUCCAGGAUACCGACCACUACGAAGCCUGAAGACAUCGCAACAGUGAUGACGAUACUGAACGACGAGAUUACGGACGAGACCGACCCUACCAACUGUGUGACUCCAAGCUUCAGAAACUUCAUCGCUAAAUGGGAAGCCUUCACGAGUUGGAGACGCGUUAAUGACAAUGACUACAGCGACGACUUGUAUACUCGAUGGGUGACCUAUGAACAACAGAGGGAUACAGAGACAAGGCAAGCAUGUGAAGCUCUGAAGGUGAACCCUCUGGCUGGAGAAGACUCGUCGG
This is a messenger RNA of Perkinsus marinus ATCC 50983, 1786 nucleotides long. RefSeq lists its product as hypothetical. The record is from RefSeq and is a predicted model, not a curated record. The transcript has a single exon. Lineage: Eukaryota; Perkinsozoa; Perkinsida; Perkinsidae. Gene Ontology annotation, molecular function: nucleic acid binding; RNA-DNA hybrid ribonuclease activity. The annotation marks the transcript as partial.